Molecule: messenger RNA, 1034 nt
Organism: Salvelinus sp. IW2-2015
Lineage: Eukaryota; Metazoa; Chordata; Actinopteri; Salmoniformes; Salmonidae
Product: muscleblind-like protein 1
Biological process (GO): regulation of RNA splicing
Cellular component (GO): nucleus
Molecular function (GO): RNA binding; metal ion binding
Source: RefSeq, a predicted model, not a curated record
AGAUGCAGCCUCGCCAACGCCAUGAUGCCUGGCACACAGCUUUCAGCCUAUGGUGAAUCUCUAUGACCUGGUCCAAGACAGCAARAGGUUCAGCUUACACCAACCUAUGUUCCCCAUGGCGCCAGGCCUGGCCACCAAUGCCAGCGCUGCGGCUUUCAACCCGUACCUGGGCCCGGUGUCACCCGGACUGAUGCAGCAAGAGAUCAUGCCUAGCCCACAGGUCCUCAUGGCAGGCCACCCCAACCAUGGACAGGUCCCCAACGCUGCUGCCGCUGCCGCACAGAAACUCAUGAGGACAGACAGACUGGAGGUGUGUCGUGAGUACCAGCGUGGUAACUGCUCCCGGGGGGAGAACGACUGUCGCUUCUCCCACCCCUCCGACAGCACCAUGAUAGACACCAACGACAACACYGUCACCGUGUGUAUGGACUACAUCAAGGGCCGCUGCUCCAGGGASAAGUGCAAGUACUUCCACCCUCCGGCUCACCUGCAGGCCAAGAUCAAGGCCGCCCAGCACCAGGUCAACCAGGCCACUGCCGCUGCAGCCAUGACUCAGUCGGCUGUCAAAUCACUGAAGCGACCCCUCGACGCAACCUUUGACCUGGUACUAUGACCUUUCACCUUUUAGCUUGGCAUGUGGCUUUGUUGUCGUAGUGCAAUGUCUUAACCCAGAUAUAGCUACUUUAAUUGGUUCUUGUUUGUUAUCUUUCCUCCUGUUGCUAUAUCUGUCAUUAUUUCCUGUGAUAAACUGAUUGUGGCUUCCUUCCCAGCUUGGACUGAAUUGACCAUCUCCACCAUGUUUGCGAUUAAAAACCCACCUCCCAAACAAACAUCAAUUGGACAUUUGGAUAUGGAAAUCUGUACAAAGGGCCACAAUCAAUUCAUCACCUAUAUCUUAUGUGAACAGCAGAAGAAGGGAGUUAGGGAGUGUAGCUUUUAACAGUAGAAGAAGAGAAUUAGGGAGUGUAGCUUUUAACAGUAGAAGAAGAGAGUCAGGGAGUGUAGCUUUUAACAGUAAGAAGAAGAGAGUUAAG